Molecule: messenger RNA, 438 nt
Organism: Saxophila tyrrhenica
Lineage: Eukaryota; Fungi; Ascomycota; Dothideomycetes; Mycosphaerellales; Extremaceae
Exons: 2
Coding region: 1-438 (145 amino acids)
Source: RefSeq, a predicted model, not a curated record
AUGCCCCCCUCCCCCUCGAAACAGGAGGUAACCCACGCCUACCGCCACCUCCUCCGCGCCGGCCUGCACGCCGUCCAGUACUCCAAGCCCGCGCGCUACGUGAUCCGGGACCGGCUGCGCUACGCCUUCCGGCACCACCCACCGGGCCAUUUCAACGCUGCAAGGGUUAACCGGACGCUGGAGUUUUUGGAGGGCGCGGCGGGGAGUAAAGGGUUGGAGCAUCGGGUGGUGAAGGCAUUGGUGCAUGUGUGGUGGGAGCGGGGGAAGGGGAUGGGGAUGUGGUCACCCACGACGGAGCGGUUGGAGUGGAAGAAGAGGGCUUAUCGGGAGUUUGACCGGACGGUGUGGAUGUUGGAGGAGAGUAUGGGGGUGGGGCUAGGGGGUAGUGCGUGGGAGCCGAAGAAGUCUUCUCAUGCUCUUGAGGCCAUGAGGGUGUAG